Messenger RNA from Rana temporaria (common frog), 1966 nucleotides. RefSeq names its product gastrula zinc finger protein XlCGF26.1-like. The transcript has 3 exons. The record is from RefSeq and is a predicted model, not a curated record. Bases 60 to 1868 code for a protein of 602 amino acids. NCBI's taxonomy places the organism in Eukaryota, Metazoa, Chordata, Amphibia, Anura, Ranidae.
UCAAAGUUGAGGAUAAAGAGGAAGAAGAAGAGAGGUUGGUGAGUGGAGAUCACCAGUCUAUGGAGGAGGAGGAGAUGAUUAUGGAAAGUAAACAGGAGGAAUCUUCUCUACAUAUAGACACAACAGAUGACCAUAAUGUCCGGAAUACGUCUGAGGAAUCUUCUGAUAAAUCACAUACCAGGACUCUAAAAUCUCACAGUAGAAAUACUUUAAUAGAUCCGUCUAUUCCCGAGGAAUCUUCUUCAGGGCAGGAAGGAGAUCACACAGAAGAGAGGCCAUUGUCAUGUUCAGUGUGUUGGAAACUUUUCACAAAAAAGAGAGACCUUCUUAAACACAAGAAACGUCACACUGCUGAGCGUCCCUAUUCAUGUUCAGUGUGCGGGAAGUGUUACACUACCAAACAAAACCUUCUUUUACACCAGUACAGUCACACCGGUGAGCAUCCCUUUUCAUGUUCAGAGUGCGGGAAAGGUUUCACUGUGAAAGGAACUCUUGUUAUACAUCAGAGAAUUCACACGGGUGAGCGUCCCUAUUCAUGUUCAGAGUGUGGGAAAUGUUUUAUUCAGAAAGAUCACCUUCUUAAACAUCAUAGAAUGCACACGGGGGAGCGUCCCUAUUCAUGUUCAGAGUGCGGGAAAUGUUUUAUUCAAAAAGAUCACCUUCUUGAACAUCAGAAAAUUCACACAGGUGAGCGCCCCUUUUCGUGUUCAGAGUGUGGGAAAGGUUUCACUAAGAAAAGAAUUCUUGGUAGACACCAGAUGAUUCACACAGGUGAGCGUCCCUAUUCAUGUUCAGUGUGCGGGAAAUGUUUCAUUGGAAAAAUAAGUCUUCUUAAACAUCAGACAAUUCACACAUGUGAGUUUCCCUUUUCAUGUUCAGUGUGCGAGAAAGGUUUCACUGAGAAAAAAAGUCUUGAUAGACACCAGAUGAUUCACACGGGUGAGCGUCCCUAUUCAUGUUCAGUGUGCGGGAUUUGUUUCAUUCAAAAAAGACGCCUUCUUAAACAUCAGACAAUUCACAUAGGUGAGUUUCCCUUUUCAUGUUCAGAGUGCGGGAAAGGUUUCACUAAGAAAAAAAGUCUUGAUAGACACCAGAUGAUUCACACGGGUGAGCGUCCCUAUUCAUGUUCAGUGUGCGGGAAAUGUUUCAUUCAAAAAAGACGCCUUCUUAAACAUCAGACACUUCACACAGGUGAGUUUCCCUUUUCAUGUUCAGAGUGCGGGAAAGGUUUUACUGAAAAAAAAAGUCUUGAAAGACACCAGAGAAUUCACACAGGUGAACGUCCCUAUUCAUGUUCAGAGUGCCGGAAAUGUUUCACUUGUGAAAGCAAUCUUAUUAGACACCAGAAGCUUCACACAGGGGAACGCCCCCAUUCAUGUUCAGAGUGUGGGAAAUGUUUCUUUCGGAAAAAUGAGCUACUUCAACAUCUUAGAAGGCACACGGGUGAACGUCCCUUUCCAUGCUCAGAGUGUGGGAAAUGUUUCGCUGAGAAAAAAAAUCUUCUUAGACACCAAAGAAGUCACACAGGAGAAGGCUCUUAUUCAUGUUCAGAGUGCGGGAAAUGUUUCUCUAACAAAAUAAAUCUUAUUGCACACCAGACAUGUCACACGGGUGAGAUUCUCUAUUCAUGCUCAGAGUGCGGGAAAGGUUUCUUUAACAAAUCAAGUCUUAGUAGACACCAGAAGCUUCACACGGGGGAGCGUCCCUAUUCAUGCUCAGAGUGCGGGAAAGGUUUCAUUGAGAAAGCAAAACUUCUUGUACACCAGAGAGAUCACACGGGUGGAGCGUCCUUAUUCUUGUUCGGAGUGUGGGAAAUGUUCAAGUGGAAAUAUUCAUUCGAUGUACACCAGAAGACCUCACACAGAUGAGUGUCCCUAUUCAUGUUCAGAGUGCGAGAAAUCUUUCAAUCAGAAAGGAAACUUAGUGGAACACCAGAGAAUUCACACAGGUGAGCGUCCUUAUUCAU